UUUAUCUAUAAGAAGGCAUAGCAUUUAAAAAUAAGAUAAAAAUUAUCUCGAUUACACACACAAAUCGAAUCAGUGUGCCAAAAACCAUGAUCAUGAAUACUUUCAUCCUAUUUUUGUUGCCUUUUAUCACUUUUGCUACAGUCAAAGCCGACCUCGCGUGCUAUGACUGCAUCCCCACUGACAAAACUAAAUGCUUAUCGCCAGACGCAAACAACAUCAAAACCACUACUUGCAGCACUGAACCAACAGCAAGAACUGGCCUUAAGAAAUCAAUAAGCGACAUCGAUAAACUGGACAUCAAUCCUCGAGGCAAUUUCGAAGAAAACACGUUUGAAUGUUUCUCCCUCUACUUCGUUGGGGAGGACAAUCAAGAGACGGGGGUUUACCGGGGGUGCGUCGAAAAAACAAACACCAUCAUCUCCUCCUGUGAAUACCUCAAAGAGUCGCUGAAGAACGGUAAUGUCACCAAUUGCGUUACUUGUGCAGAAAAGGAGUGCAACGUGGACGACGUGGGGGGCGGUGCCGCCGGAUUAACACUCUCCUUGGGUCUUAUCGUACUAAAUCUAGUUAUUUGUCUAAAUGUGUUUCAUUUUUAAUCGCCUAUUGUUGAAAUAAAUUUUUUUGUGUAA
Molecule: messenger RNA, 629 nt
Organism: Tribolium madens (black flour beetle)
Lineage: Eukaryota; Metazoa; Arthropoda; Insecta; Coleoptera; Tenebrionidae
Exons: 2
Coding region: 87-596 (169 amino acids)
Biological process (GO): sleep; regulation of synaptic transmission, cholinergic; positive regulation of voltage-gated potassium channel activity
Source: RefSeq, a predicted model, not a curated record